AUGUCGACGAGCGAUAGCAGCGCCGUGACCUCGGCCUUCCUUGGACAGCCGCCUGACAACAUGGGCGACUACCACAUCGUCCGGGGCAUAUUCCGCUACUAUGGCUUGUAUACCGCCAACGCGAGCCUGGGCUAUGUGCCCGCCUAUGUGACCCCUGCCGAGUUCACGCACGACUCCAAGCAACCAGCCAUCAUCGCUGGCAUGGCCAUAGUGAUGAUAGUCAUCGUCGCUUCUACCGCCUUCAGGCUUGCCCUCAGGGUCUUCAAGCCGGUCCUCCACUUCGGCUGGGACGACUGGACUGUCCUGCUUGCAUCUUGCAUGGCCGUUACGUAUCCCGUCUAUCAAAUUGUCAUGAUCAAAAACGGAGGCGGGGGCCUUCAUACGUGGGAUGUGACAUACUCUCAGUUCGAAACAUUCUGGUACUACGGCACCGUGUCUCAACUCACCUACUACGUCUCCGUGGGACUGAUCAAGGUCUCCAUCACCCUAUUUAUCCGCCGCCUGGUCGACAAGUCACACUCACGGUGGAAGGUACUUACGGCAGACAUAUUCCUUGCCACGCUGAUUGCGUAUAUUCUACUGGCCGUCUUCUGGUCCGUCUUCUCGUGCACCGACCGACCAGCAGCAUCGUUCAGCGCCCGCUAUGCCGGGACCCUAGCUACCCCGGCUACCUGCGGCAACGUCUAUGCUCGUGCCUGGACGAUGAGCGUCAUACAUGUGGUGCAACAGGUAGUGCUACUCUCCAGCCCGGUUGUGAUCCUCUGGACGGUGCGCAUGGAUGCGUAUAAGAAAGCCCGCCUGUUCACCAUCUGGAUCGCCGGCGCCAUCAGCGUCCUUGGCGGCUUGCUCCGUCAGACGCAGUCAAAUGAUGAAUAUGCAUCCGACAUGAUGUGGAACUAUACGGGCAUCCUUAUGUGGACCAGCGUCGAUCUCUGCAUGGGCCUCGUGGCGGCCAACCUGCCGGUCAUGGAUGCCUUUAUCUUCGGGUCGUGGGUGAGCCCAAAGACGGCAUAUGGCCCGGGAGCAAUGGUCUCGGGGCGCUCCGGCCAGGAUGUCGAGUAUGGCAAGGCAAGUCGGGCGACCACGUGGGCUGCAACCAACAAGAGUCUGGCGGGGCUGAAUGAAGACGACAACCGUGAUUGUUCAACCGAAAACAUCAUCCGCAUCGACCACGAGGUUGAGCUGUCUCACAUGCCGGCUAGUUCCCGCGAUGAUAGUCACAACAGCAGUCCUUGCGCUUGUGCAGCAUUAUCAGCAAGGGUGUGA
Messenger RNA from Diaporthe batatas, 1266 nucleotides. RefSeq lists its product as uncharacterized. The coding region runs from base 1 to 1266 and encodes 421 amino acids. The transcript has 2 exons. The record is from RefSeq and is a predicted model, not a curated record. Lineage: Eukaryota; Fungi; Ascomycota; Sordariomycetes; Diaporthales; Diaporthaceae.